Molecule: messenger RNA, 2437 nt
Organism: Cornus florida
Lineage: Eukaryota; Viridiplantae; Streptophyta; Magnoliopsida; Cornales; Cornaceae
Exons: 7
Coding region: 128-2254 (708 amino acids)
Biological process (GO): mRNA splicing, via spliceosome; spliceosomal complex assembly
Cellular component (GO): precatalytic spliceosome; U2-type catalytic step 2 spliceosome; Prp19 complex
Molecular function (GO): protein binding
Source: RefSeq, a predicted model, not a curated record
AAAGAUUAAAACAAGAUUGCAGCUGAUACACAGAAAGAAAAGGGACGAAGAGCAGAAGUUAAGAAAAGGGACGAAGAGGGUCUCGGUUGGCGAAGAGCAGAAGCAAAAUCUUUCACUAACAGGUAACAUGGCGGCCGCGAGAGACGCGAGAGACUCCGAUCCGACGCUGGGAUACCUGACUCGGAAAGAGACGGAGGUGAAGCUACCUAGACCAACUAGGGUUAAAAACAAGACCCCGGCACCCAUUCAAAUCACCGCCGAGCAAAUCCUCCGGGAGGCCCGAGAACGCCAGGAGGCGGAGAUUCGACCGCCUAAACAGAAAAUAACAGAUCCCACAGAGCUCGCCGACUACCGCCUACGGAAGCGUAAAGAGUUCGAAGACCUAAUCCGCCGCGUGAGAUGGAACAUUGGCGUCUGGAUCAAGUACGCCCAGUGGGAAGAGUCCCAAAAAGACUUCGAUCGGGCUCGCUCCGUCUGGGAACGAGCCCUAGUAGUCGAUUACCGCAACCACACGCUCUGGUUGAAGUACGCAGAGGUCGAGAUGAAGAACAAGUUCAUCAAUCACGCCCGAAACGUUUGGGACAGGGCUGUAUCAUUGUUGCCCAGGGUUGAUCAGCUAUGGUACAAAUACAUUCAUAUGGAGGAGAUGCUUGGGAACGUCGCCGGAGCUCGGCAAGUCUUCGAAAGGUGGAUGAGUUGGGAGCCUGAUCAGCAAGGUUGGCUCUCAUACAUCAAAUUCGAGCUCCGAUACAACGAGAUUGAGAGGGGGAGAGGUAUUUUCGAGCGAUUUGUUGAAUGCCAUCCAAAGGUCAGUGCUUGGAUUAGGUUUGCCAAGUUUGAGAUGAAGAAUGGGGACAUUGGGAGGGCGAGGAAUUGUUACGAGAGGGCGGUGGAGAAGUUGGCUGAUGAUGAGGAGGCCGAACAGUUGUUUGUGGCUUUUGCAGAGUUUGAAGAGCGGUGUAAAGAAACGGAGAGAGCAAGGUGUAUAUAUAAGUUUGCCCUUGAUCAUAUCCCAAAGGGACGGGCUGAGGAUUUGUAUAGGAAGUUUGUGGCAUUUGAGAAGCAGUAUGGCGACAAGGAAGGAAUAGAGGAUGCAAUUGUUGGUAAGAGGAGGUUUCAGUAUGAAGAUGAGGUUAGGAAGAAUCCACUUAAUUACGACUCAUGGUUUGAUUACAUUCGGUUGGAAGAGAGUGUGGGUAAUAAGGAGAGGGUUAGGGAGGCUUAUGAGCGAGCUAUUGCCAAUGUUCCUCCAGCUGCAGAGAAGCGUUAUUGGCAGCGGUACAUUUACUUGUGGGUUAACUAUGCUUUAUAUGAAGAGCUCGAUGCUCAAGACGUGGAGCGUACUAGAGAUGUUUACAGGGAGUUGCUCAAGCUGAUUCCUCAUGAAAAAUUUUCAUUUGCGAAAAUUUGGCUGUUGGCUGCCCAGUUUGAGAUACGGCAGUUAAAUCUAAAGGGAGCGAGACUAAUUCUUGGCAAUGCAAUUGGGAAGGCUCCUAAAGAUAAGAUAUUUAAGAAGUAUAUUGAGAUAGAGCUGCAUCUUGGUAACAUAGAUCGAUGCAGAAAGUUGUAUGAGAAGUAUUUGGAGUGGUCACCAGAAAACUGCUAUGCAUGGAGUAAGUACGCAGAAUUAGAGAGAUCGUUGUCCGAAACUGAGCGAGCUAGAUCUAUUUUUGAGCUUGCAAUUGCACAACCUGCGUUGGAUAUGCCAGAGGUUUUAUGGAAGGCAUACAUUGAUUUUGAAAUAUCAGAAGGCGAAUUUGAGAGAACUAGAGAGCUCUAUGAGAGACUUCUAGACCGCACGAAGCACUUGAAGGUGUGGAUCAGUUUUGCAAAGUUCGAGGCAUCUGCUAUAGAAGAGGAUGGUCGGGGUUCAGACUUGGCAGACGAUGUUGAAGAAGAAUCUUUUCGUGAGCAGAAGCAGCAAUGCCUUCAGCGAGCCAGAGCGGUUUUCGAGAAAGCUGUUAACUACUUUAGAACAUCUGCACCUGAACUGAAGGAAGAAAGGGCCAUGCUUUUGGAAGAAUGGUUAAUCAUGGAGACCAGUUUUAGUGAGCUAGGCGAUGUUAAUUUAGUUCGUGUUAAACUUCCAAAGAAACUCAAAAGGAGACGGCAAAUAGAAACUGAUGACGGUCCGGCCGGGUACGAGGAGUAUAUAGACUACCUCUUCCCUGAAGAAACACAGACUACAAAUCUGAAAAUUUUGGAAGCUGCAUACAAGUGGAAGAAGCAAAAAGUUGUUCAAGAAGAGAAUUAGUCAAAUUUGGACAUGGCUCCAAAAUUUUGCAAGCACAAUGGCCUACGACCAACUUGUUGAAUGUCUUAUAUCUUGUUUUUCUGUUUCCAUUCCUCACGAAUUUUAAUCGGAAGAAAUGAGAUAAAUGUUUGUAUUGGAGGGUAUUUGUAUUCUGCAGUGAAAUAAAAUACUGUUUUCUUAAAA